CGUCACGCCGCCGUGCGCGUCCACUGAGCCGGGAAGAGGAGCUCCCGGACCUCGCUGCUGCUGCUGUUGCUGUUGCUGCUGUGCCGCAUAACCGGAGAAACGACAGAACGACUCCCUGGUACUGCGACACGGAUACCGGAUGAAGGUUCGCGAGAGGCGGCGUUGAACUUUAAACCUUGAAUAUGCGGCGUUUGGAAAUUUGAAACAUCGCGCAUGCGCGGUGCAUCGCACACGCUUUCAACAAGGAGAGCGCGAGGAAAUCAACAUGUCAUCAAAGAAAAGUAAAGGAAAAGGGAAAAAAUCACAGGAUGAAGAAAGCAUCAGUUUCGGAUCACUGACGGAUUUGGAUUCUUCUGGAUUUCUCGGACUGUGUGUAACAGACUUUAUAGAGAAAGCAGAAGAGAAAGCUCCAAAACGAUGCAGAUCAACUUUGGUUCAGAUGAGUCUGAACACCAUGAAAGGUGUUACCGCCUGUAUUGGACGACCUGUCCUCAUCAGCAGCCCUACAGGACGCCAGGAGGUGUGUAUAGCAUGGCCUGCAGCCCAGUUUCCUGGGAGGAAAAUAGGUCUGAUGACUGACAUGCAGUGCAUUCUGGGUGUGAAGCCUGGAGAUGCAGUCAUAGUUGAGCCCAUCACUGGAGCUGUUCUUCAUGCAGAAGAGCUUCAGCUUAGCCUGAGAAGGGAGGAUGAGCCUCUGGACACAGAAGAUUUUCGCAGCUUCCUCCUGCAGUCGUUAGACAGCAGGAUUCUGCUUCCAGGCAGUUCCUUCUUCGUGUCCUAUUUCGGCCGUAAGUGUGAGAUCGGUGUGACGUCUCUGAAGGGUGUAGAUGGAGUCGCCCUCUCUUCUCCUUCUCCCCCUCUUCCUGCUCCAUCGCACCCUGAUUCUGAUUCAGAUGCUGCACCUCUGGAUCUCUCUGUGCAUCUUGCUCAGCUGAACCUUAACCCUUCCUGCAGCACACCAAACCGAUCUUCAUCUUCCGUUCCUCUCACUCCCGUCACUCCACACACACCUGACGCCACACCCUCCAGCCCGAGCACCCGUUUCCUGUCCGACAGCACUGUGUCCCCUAACCCGGAAACGCCUGGUCAGUCCAUGCACGAGUCACACAAAGACAGCAAAUCUCAGACGCCAUCUGCUGGUCGAAACGGGAAUGACAUCUUCUACUCAGUCUGCAGCUCCACAAAAAUCAGCUUCAUGCACACUCAGGACAGUGAGGAUGAGGUUCAGGAGAGGUCAAAGGUCACAUACAGCAUGAUUGGAGGGUUGAGCGAUCAGUUACAAGUGAUCAGGGAGACGAUUGAGCUGCCGCUGAAACACCCCGAGAUAUUUAAGAAUUACGGAAUCCCACCCCCUAGAGGAAUCCUGCUGUAUGGUCCGCCCGGCACAGGGAAGACCAUGAUUGGACGAGCGAUAGCCAAUGAGGUUGGAGCGCACAUGUUUGUCAUCAACGGCCCUGAAAUAACGAGCAAGUUUUAUGGAGAAACUGAGGCACGACUGCGCCAGAUAUUUGCUGAAGCUGCACAAAGGCAGCCAGCGAUCAUCUUUAUUGACGAGCUGGAUGCACUUUGUCCGAAGAGAGAGGGAGCACAGAACGAGGUGGAGAAACGAGUGGUUGCGUCACUGCUCAUGCUGAUGGAUGGCAUUGGAUCUGAAAGUCACAGUGGCUCUCUGCUGGUCCUGGGAGCCACUAACAGGCCUGACGCGCUGGACCCGGCUCUGCGGCGCCCGGGCCGCUUUGAUCAGGAGCUGGAGGUGGGUGUGCCGUCAGUACAGGGGCGUCUGGAUAUCCUACACAAGCAGCUGCACUCCGUCCCCCAUAACAUCACUGCUGAGGAGCUGCAGGAACUAGCCGAUGCGGCGCAUGGAUACGUAGGAGCUGACCUCGCUGCUGUGUGCAAGGAAGCUGGGCUCCAUGCAUUAAGAAGAGUGCUCUCGUCCGCUCCAGGCAUCGCUGAUAAAGACCUGAUGGACAGAGUGAAGGUCACAACCUCUGACCUCCGACUGGCCAUGACUCAAGUUAAACCCAGCGCCAUGAGAGAGGUGGCCAUCGAUGUGCCAAAGGUGUGCUGGAGUGAUGUAGGAGGAAUGGAGGACGUGAAGCUAAAGCUGAAGCAGGCUGUCGAGUGGCCUUUGAAGCACGCUGAGGCUUUCUCGCGCCUCGCCAUAACACCACCGAAAGGUGUGCUGCUGUACGGGCCGCCUGGAUGCUCCAAGACCAUGAUUGCGAAAGCGCUUGCUAAUGAGAGCAAACUCAACUUCAUUGCCAUAAAGGGUCCUGAAUUACUAAGUAAAUAUGUUGGCGAGUCCGAGAGAGCUGUGAGGGAGGUUUUUCGGAAAGCCCGGUCCGUAGCUCCCUCCAUUGUUUUCUUUGACGAGAUUGAUGCUCUGGCUGUAGAAAGAAGCAGCUCGUCCCGCUCCACUGGAGUGGCCGAUCGGGUGUUGGCGCAGUUGCUAACCGAGAUGGAUGGCAUCGAGCAACUCAAAGACGUUACAGUUCUUGCUGCCACCAACAGACCAGACAUGAUCGAUAAGGCUCUCAUGCGUCCUGGACGUUUAGAUCGGAUCGUGUACGUUCCUCUACCCGAUGCAGCGACUAGGAGAGAAAUCUUCAGUCUGCAGUUUCGUAAAAUGCCUGUGCAUCCCAGCGUGGACCUGGAGCACCUUGUGACCCAAACAGAACGCUACUCAGGAGCAGAGUCAUUGAGGUGUGAAGUCGGAUCCAGUCGUUUCUGGAUGCUCUGUGUGAAGGUGGCGGGUCCUGAGGGCAAGUUCCCAAACAGCUCCACGCACCUGAAGGGCUGCUUUGGUUACCGCAGUGUGUCGCGAAGCUGCACUUUUUGCCCUGCAGGAGGACAUUAAAGCCAAACACAUCACUGUCAGCCAUUUUGAAUCCGCCCUGGCAGUCAUAAAGCCUCGGGUGCCGGAUUCGCUUCUCCGGUUAUACGCUGACUACCAGCGGCAGCACGGCUCUGGAUCCUUCUGCUGACAUUGCUGUGUGUGUGUGUGUGUGUGUGUGUGUGUGUGUGUGUGUGUGUGUGUGUGUGUGUGUGUGUGUGUGUGUGUGUGUGUGUGUGUGUGUGUG
This is a messenger RNA of Tachysurus fulvidraco (yellow catfish), 3083 nucleotides long. It is a transcript of the gene afg2a, whose product is annotated as spermatogenesis associated 5. Lineage: Eukaryota; Metazoa; Chordata; Actinopteri; Siluriformes; Bagridae. The record is from RefSeq and is a predicted model, not a curated record. Gene Ontology annotation, cellular component: cytosol; VCP-NPL4-UFD1 AAA ATPase complex; cytoplasm. Gene Ontology annotation, biological process: autophagosome maturation; mitotic spindle disassembly; retrograde protein transport, ER to cytosol. The transcript has 18 exons. The coding region runs from base 266 to 2860 and encodes 864 amino acids. Gene Ontology annotation, molecular function: ATP hydrolysis activity; polyubiquitin modification-dependent protein binding; ATP binding.